Molecule: messenger RNA, 996 nt
Organism: Diachasma alloeum
Lineage: Eukaryota; Metazoa; Arthropoda; Insecta; Hymenoptera; Braconidae
Gene: Sf3a2
Product: splicing factor 3A subunit 2
Exons: 3
Coding region: 96-923 (275 amino acids)
Biological process (GO): spliceosomal complex assembly
Cellular component (GO): catalytic step 2 spliceosome; nucleus; U2-type prespliceosome
Molecular function (GO): nucleic acid binding; zinc ion binding
Source: RefSeq, a predicted model, not a curated record
GUCGAGAGUAAACAGUAAACGUUCUGGCGUGUGUUUCGGAGCUCUCCGCUCCAAAAUUUGUGUUGUGUUGUGGUUUACAUAAUUAUCAGUGAAAAAUGGACUUUCAAAAUCGUCCUGGAGGUAAAACAGGUGGUGGAGGUGUGGCCUCCUGGUCAGAGAGCAAUCGAGACCGUCGGGAGCGUCUCCGCCAGCUAGCCCUGGAAACAAUCGACCUGAACAAGGACCCUUACUUCAUGAAAAAUCACUUGGGCUCGUACGAGUGUAAAUUAUGCUUGACCCUUCACAACAACGAGGGGAGUUACCUGGCCCACACCCAGGGUAAGAAGCACCAGGCCAAUCUGGCCAGGCGAGCGGCCAAGGAGGCGAAAGAGGCACCCCAGACCCUGGCACCAGAGAAGCCAAAGGUCGAGCCCAAGAAGUUCGUGAAGAUUGGAAGGCCUGGGUACCGUGUCACGAAGCAGAGGGAUCCUGAGACUGGACAGCAGAGUCUAUUGUUUCAGGUGGAUUAUCCGGAGGUCGCCGACAACGUCAUACCCAGGCACAGGUUCAUGUCAGCUUAUGAACAGAGGGUUGAACCACCUGAUCGCAAGUGGCAGUAUCUCUUGUUCGCGGCUGAACCAUAUGAGACUAUUGCAUUCAAAGUACCCUCAAGGGAAGUUGAAAAGGCAGAAGGAAAAUUCUGGACUCACUGGAACAAAGACACGAAACAAUUUUUCCUCCAAUUUGCAUUCAAGAAUGAAAAACCAUCGGUUGGAAAGGUUCCACCGCCUCCAGUCCCUCUGAUCAGGGGGGGCAUGCAGCCACCAAUGAUGCCUGUACCUCCUCCCCCACGACCACCCAUGUUCCACGGUGUUCCACCCCCUCCCCCUGCCCUUCUAGCUGGAGGCAUGCAAAUCCCUCCACCUCCCCCACACGUUGCAUGAAGAUGAUGGAGUAAAUUUGUGAUGUAUCGACUCUAUGACUUGAAUUUAAUAAAACUGAGGUUUAAUGAGGUGA